UGGUACAGCUAUGAUUGAAUAUGUAACAUCUUAUAGUGUUUGUCCAAUGUGCAAUGGAGACUCUUCCAUUGGAGAAUGCACGCCAUCACCUGAACUAAAAUACACGCCAUCACCUGAACUAAAAUGCAAGCCAUCACCUGAACAACAACCCAAGCCAUCAUCUGAACAACAACCCAAGCUAAAACCCCUAGAAAAAACCUGA
Messenger RNA from Entrophospora sp. SA101, 202 nucleotides. The record is from the annotation of a GenBank genome assembly. NCBI's taxonomy places the organism in Eukaryota, Fungi, Glomeromycota, Glomeromycetes, Entrophosporales, Entrophosporaceae.